Molecule: messenger RNA, 3142 nt
Organism: Phodopus roborovskii (desert hamster)
Lineage: Eukaryota; Metazoa; Chordata; Mammalia; Rodentia; Cricetidae
Gene: Lrif1
Product: ligand dependent nuclear receptor interacting factor 1
Exons: 4
Coding region: 159-2321 (720 amino acids)
Biological process (GO): regulation of DNA-templated transcription
Molecular function (GO): nuclear retinoic acid receptor binding
Source: RefSeq, a predicted model, not a curated record
AGCCAGAGGACUGCCCCCUGGGAACUCGGGACUACAGCGGUCCUAGGUCUUUAGAUUUGGAGCUCACUCCCAGAGCACUGUGUAUUGCUUGACUGUCAUGGCUGGCGGGACCCGAGCAAGAAGCAGGGCAGACAAGGCGAGGCCGUGUUUCAGGCUGCAUGUACCAAGUAGUUCAGAUGGUUGGCACGGAUGGAAAAAAUCUUCUGCAAUUACUUCCAAUUCCUAAAUCUUCUGGAAAUCUUACUUCAGUAGUUCAAUCUCCAGUGGUAUCUGAUGUUUUGAAAGGGAAUACAGGAAAACCAGUUCAAGUUACUUUUCAAGCUCAGAUUUCCAGCUCUUCCACAAGUGCAUCCAUUCAAUUGCCCAUUUUUCAACCAGCCGAUACUACAAAAUAUUUUCUUACAAAAACAGUAGAUACAUCAGGAAAAGGUAGUGUUACUCCUAUGGGGACUGGAAGUUUUAUGCCACCAGUUUCUAAAGUUGAAAGUCGUGGUGUGAAAAUCGAUGAACUCAAUAUGCAAACAUUUGCUGUUCCUCCCUCAACACAAAAUGAUUCAUCUCACUUUGUAGUCAACACCCCAAGUCUUCCAGUGAAUGUGAAUUCUUCAGUUUUGCCUUCUGGGCCUCAUUUACAGAUUCCAGUCCAUGCUGAAGCGAAAUCUAUACCUGAAUCAACCUUGCCUUCCUCAGUUCAGCAAAGUAUACAUGCAACUUCAACUAGAAGUCUUUCAGGAACAGUUGAGACUUCCCAAAUACCAGCAGUUAUUUAUGUAUCUCCUGUAAAUGAAGUGACAAAUAGAGUUACUAAGAGCUUUCAGAAUAUUUACCCCAAACCAAUGAUAUUAAAUACCUCGAAAGUUCCACCAAAUGUUGCUACAGAGACACAGAUAAAAAGUGGUCACCUUUCUGAAACUGCUCAAGUGAAAAUAAUUUUUCAAGAUACUCUGCAGCCUUGUAUUCCAUUCCUUGUUCCUAUUAAAUCAUCAAAUAAUGUGGCUUCAAAGAUUUCAAAAACGUUUAUAGGUAGGAAAAAUUUGGGAGAUAAUACUGUAAAUACAUCUCUGUUGAAUACCAUCAGUUCUAAUGGGACACAAUCCAUGAGUGUGCCCAUUAAAGAUAAUGCUUUGGUAAUGCUUAAUGGGAAAGUCUAUCUGUUGACUAAAGAGGAGACACAUGGUGUGCCAUCACAAAAUGACCAACCAAAUUCUGUUUCUUCUGAUAAUCUACCAAGAAAAGAUUCACAGGUAGUAAGUUCAAGUCCAGGCACAGAAAUCUUCAAAGAGUUAAAUAGUGCUUUGAUUCAAAGUAAAUCUUCCCAGUUGGAGACAAAAUCACUUUCAAAUUCUCAGCUUGCUUCCAUGGCCAGUCUAAGAGCAGAGAAGACCGAAUCAGUGGAGAGACCAUCCUUUUCUUUGGCAAACCCACAUACUGUGAACCAAUGCAGUAACUACCUUAAACAGAGUAAGACUGUAUUUACAAACCCAGUUUUUCCAGAUGGAUUUAGGACAGUUCAGAAUGCCCCCAGAAAAGGAAAUCUCAUCCAAAGCAUAGAGAAAAUAUGUUCCUCUGUUGAUGCAGCAACUGUUACUUCACAACAGUGUGUUUUCAGAGACCAAGAAUUACAGACCCAGUGUGAGAUGGCACCGAUGUUAAAAAAAAAUACUGAAGAAAGAAAUAACAAGAAAUAUUCUCAAGGAAGUAAUACUAAGACUGAUGCUGAAUUUAAAAAGCUAUUUGGUCUUACUAAAGAAUUGAGAGUGUGUCUUACUCGGAUCCCUGACUGUCUGGGCUCUAUAAAAGGUUGUGAUUCCUUUAGCAGUUUAAUGAAGAAUAAUAGUUCUUACAAAGAUGCGGAGUUUGUGGUGAAGGAAGAAGAAACAAAACAGAGUUUUUCUAAGAAAAGAAAAGCAAAAUCCAUUAAGAAGAUGGAUUACACAAAAAGGAGAAAAAUUAAGAAAGCUAGUAACACAGUCAUGAAUGGAACCGAUGCUUCCAGUUCCCAACUUCUUAGUAUUUUACCAACAUCAGAUAAUCCGCAACACAACAUUGUCGCAAGCCAUAGCACAACCAGGGAAGACAAGAGAACUGAGGUAGAAAACUGCUCCCAUGAGAAGCAAGACAAAAGCAUAUUAAGUUCAAGUGCAUCUUUUGGACAAAGUAAUUGUUUCAGUAAAAGCUAUAUGGAAGAUAUUUUUCUAUUGCCACCACCAGAAUUAGAAGAAACCAUCAGAGAUGAAAAAAUAAGAAGACUUAAGCAGAUUGUAAGAGAGAAAGAAGCAGCUCUUGAAGAAAUGCGUAAGAAGAUGCACCAAAAACAAUAAAAUGUCUAGGAUUUAAUGACUUGUACUACUACAGUAGUUCCCUCUUACCUUCUGGGGAUACUGUUAAGACCUCUCCCUCCCCCUCCCCCUCCCCCGCCCCCCCCAAUGGAUGCCCAAACUGGAGAUGAUACCAAAUUCUGUAUACAACCGCUAUAAAAUCUUGAUCUUUAUUCUGAUAACAUCUACUUUAGAUAAUAACAAGCAAGUAAUUAGGAUAUGCAAUGUGGAUACACUUAAUGAAGAGGAUAAUUGAUGUCCUGAACAGGACACUGAAAUUUUUUGUCAUGUUACUCUGAAUGGUAUAUAAUUUAAAAGUUAUAAAUUCCUCCUUUCUGGAGUUUCUCAUCGAUAUUUUGGACAGCAGUUAUCAUGGGCAUCAGAAAACAGAAGAGCCAACUGUAGAUUACAAGGGAUUACUGUUAUUUAUAAAGGCACUCUGAAAGCGUUUUUUGUAUAUAAAAUGUAAGGAGUACAGAAAAGGCUGAGUCAUAUGACUCAUCAAUAUUAUACAUGACAUAUUUUGACUUACUUGUUUUGGAAGAAAGUUUUUGGUAUUUUUCUGUGAAAUGAAAUUCCCCAAAUUUGAAUAUUUUGUACAAAGUUUCUGUUAAUGUUAUAUCUUCAACUAAAUUUCUCAGGUCUUACACUAACAAUAAAUAUUGUGUACUAAAAGUCUACAAUCCAAGAUAGACAGCUGUAAACUUAACUUUACCAUUGAGUUUCUAUGUGUACUGUCUUGAUCUUCUUACCUAUAAAAAAAUGAUACAACCUAUUCACUGUUGUUGCUGUUUUUUUCCAUCAAGAAAAUAUUAAAAUCUAUU